AUGGCGGUGAAGGGACUGUGCGGAUCUGUGGAUGAGUUCCUGACGCAGUGUGAGCAUUCCGGCGACGCCGCCUACGCUGCACUCCGAUCACUGUUGGAGCGACUCGAAGAUCCGAAUACCCGAAAGGAGGCUCGGAUCUUCCUCACUCUUCUCCAGAAACGUUUUGACUCCAAGGAGGCCUCCGACCAAUGCCUCAAAUCCUACCAUUUCCAAAUUCAAGACGUGUUUCUCGAGCAGCAUGAAGGUUUCCAGAAGAGGAAGAAAUUGACAAUGUUGGUGAUACCUAGUAUUUUUUUUCCGGAGGACUGGUCCUUUACCUUUUAUGAAGGACUGAACAGGCACCCUGACUCAAUCUUCGAGGAUAAAACAGUUGCAGAGCUCGGGUGUGGAAAUGGAUGGAUAUCCAUCGCGAUUGCAGAGAAAUGGUCACCUCUGAAGGUCUAUGGGCUUGAUAUAAAUCCAAGAGCAAUAAAAAUAUCCUGGAUAAAUCUCUACUUUAAUGCUUUGGAUGACAAUGGUGAACCAAUCUAUGAUGCGGCAAAGAAGACAUUACUGGAUAGGGUAGAAUUUCAUGAAUCUGAUCUUCUCAGUUACUGCAGAGAUAAUCACAUAGAACUUGAACGAAUUGUCGGAUGCAUACCACAGAUUCUCAACCCAAAUCCUGAUGCAAUGUCAAAGAUGAUCACAGAAAAUGCUAGUGAAGAAUUUCUGCACUCUCUAAGCAACUACUGUGCACUGCAGGGCUUUGUUGAAGACCAGUUUGGCUUGGGACUCAUUGCAAGAGCUGUUGAAGAAGGAAUUUCUGUCAUAAAACCAAUGGGUAUUAUGAUAUUUAAUAUGGGAGGCCGUCCUGGGCAAGGUGUUUGCAAACGCUUAUUUGAGCGCCGUGGUCUCCAUGUUACAAAGCUUUGGCAGACUAAAGUUCUUCAGGCUGCUGACACAGACAUUUCAGCUUUAGUGGAGAUUGAAAAGAAUAGCCCGCACCGUUUUGAGUUUUUCAUGGGACUCGUUGGAGAUCAGCCAAUAUGUGCCCGAACAGCAUGGGCCUAUGGCAAAUCUAGUGGUCGUAUUUCUCAUGCUUUGUCUGUGUAUAGCUGUCAACUCCGUCAGCCAAAACAGGUCAAAAAGAUAUUCGAGUUUGUCAAGAAUGGGUUCCAUGAUAUUAGCAAUUCUUUAGAUUUGUCAUUUGAAGAUGAUGCUGUUGCAGAUGAGAAGAUACCAUUCCUAGCUUAUCUUGCCAGCGUUCUGAAGGAGAAUGCAUUUUUCCCAUAUGAGCUACCUGCGGGAAGCAAGCGAUUCCGUAAUCUCAUUGCAGGCUUUAUGAAGACAUACCAUCACAUCCCAUUAACUGCUGAUAAUGUUGUUGUGUUUCCUUCAAGGGCUGUGGCAAUUGAGAAUGUUCUUCGAUUGUUCUUGCCACGUCUUGCUAUUGUUGAUGAACAGUUGUCGCGACACCUACCCAGGCAAUGGUUAACAUCGCUGAACCUCGAGAAGAAUGAAACUGCUGGUUCUUCAGACAAUAUAAUAACUGUCAUUGAAGCUCCACGCCAAUCAGAUUCGAUGGUUGGACUGAUAAAGAAAUUGAAGCCACAACUGGUAGUUACCGGGGUAACCCAUUUUGAAUCAGUUACUAGCUCUGCUUUUGAGCUCCUUUUGGAUACUACAAGAGAAAUUGGGUGUCGUCUAUUUUUAGAUAUAUCUGACCAGUUUGAGCUAUCUAGCCUGCCCAAUUCUAAUGGUGUCCUGAAAUAUCUGGCUGGAACUCCUCUUCCCCCGCAUGCAGCAAUUGUUUGUGGCUUAUUAAAAAACAAGGUUUAUUCGGAUCUUGAAGUAGCUUUUGUGAUAUCAGAAGAAGAAAAAAUGUAUAAAGCUUUGUCAAAGGUUGUGGAACUAUUACAAGGGAGUACUUCCUUAAUUAGCCAAUACUAUUAUGGCUGUCUUUUCCAUGAACUUCUAGCCUUUCAGCUUGCUGAUCGACAUCCACCCAUAGAGAGGCAAGGUGAAAAGGCAAAAGCAUGCGACAUGAUUGGCUUUCCUAGUUCUGUUGUCUCGGUCCUUGAUAAUGCUGAGUUUGCUGUUACUGAAGCUGACAGUUCUAACCUGAUUCACAUGGAUGUUGAUCAGAGCUUUUUGCCCAUAGCAACUCCUGUGAAGGCUGCUAUCUUUGAGAGUUUUGUGAGACAAAAUGUUACUGAGUCAGAAAUUGAUAUGAGAAGCAACAUUACGCACUUUCUUAAGACCAGUUACGGUUUUCCAACAGAUGGCACUACAGAAUUUGUAUAUGCAGAUAACACUCUGGCCCUUUUCAAUAAGCUGGUACUUUGUUGUAUCCAGGAAGGUGGUACUCUAUGCUUUCCAACUGGCUCGACUGGGAAUUAUGUAUCUGCUGCAAAAUUUUUGAAAGCAAAUGUUGUAAAUGUACCUACCAAUUCUGAACAAGGAUUUAAGUUGACAGAGAAGGUACUUGGUGCUGUAUUGGAGAAGGUCGACAAACCCUGGAUCUAUAUUUCAGGACCCACUGUAAACCCAACUGGCCAACUGUACAGCAAUGACGAGAUAAAAGCUAUAUUAUCCUUGUGUGCAAAAUUUGGAGCAAAGGUUGUAAUUGAUACUUCAUCCUCUGGUGUGGAAUUCAACUCCAAAGGCUGGGGUGGCUGGGAUCUGGAAGACACAUUGACAAAAUUGAAGACUACAAAUUCAUCAUUUUGUGUUUCCCUGCUUGGGGGAUUGUUUUUGAAGAUGCUUACUGGAGGAUUUGCAUUUGGAUUUCUGCUUCUAAACCAGCCAGCUUUAGUUGAUUUUCAUUGCUUUUCUGGUUUAAACAAACCUCACAGCACAAUCCAAUACACAGUGAAGAAAUUGAUGGAUCUUAGAGAACAAAAAACGGGAGGGCUUCUCGAUGUGGUAGCAGGGCGGGAAAAGAUUCUGUCUGGUAAAUAUGAGCACUUGAAGGAGACCCUUGAAAAAUGUGGUUGGGAUGUACUUGGAGCCUGCUCUGGUGUUUCAGUGGUGGCAAAGCCGACUGCAUAUCUCGGCAAGACUAUCAAAAUCAAUAAAGAUUCAACAUCCUGGGAAGCAAAGAUUGAUGACUCAAAUAUCAGGGAAGCCAUGCUUAGGAGCACUGGCUUAUGCAUCAACAGUUCUUCAUGGACUGGAAUUCCAGGUUAUUGUCGCUUUGUGUUUGCCUUGGAAGAUAGCGAGUUUGAACGAGCCUUGGCCUGCAUUGUUAAAUUCAAAGAAUUGGUUGGUAAUUGAAAGAAAUGUUGAUAGAGGUCAGUUUGAAUUUUUAAUUUUUCACAACUUAGGUGUUGUGGAAUCAACUCAUUUAUGUGAACGCCAAUAUAAUUCCUCGUGUAUUGAAUCACUUUGGGGUUUUCUGAUAAUGCACACUACUUUUUUGUAUUAUGUA
This is a messenger RNA of Ipomoea nil (Japanese morning glory), 3409 nucleotides long. RefSeq names its product methionine S-methyltransferase. Gene Ontology annotation, biological process: biosynthetic process. The coding region runs from base 1 to 3255 and encodes 1084 amino acids. The transcript has 12 exons. NCBI's taxonomy places the organism in Eukaryota, Viridiplantae, Streptophyta, Magnoliopsida, Solanales, Convolvulaceae. Gene Ontology annotation, molecular function: methyltransferase activity; pyridoxal phosphate binding. The record is from RefSeq and is a predicted model, not a curated record.